AUGACUAGCCAUACCAAUGGCGCCGCGACGGCGCCAAAGUCUGUCCCGGAGCGUCGCGAUGCAACCGUAUCGAACUCUACAGUUGCCGACGCAGCGGCCGUCCCCGAUGCCCUCGCUCCGCCCCUCAUUACAGUCAAGGGCCCUAGCGACGCGCCCGACGCGGGUCUGAGGAGUCUCGAUCAUUAUAAGAGAGCGCUGCCAACAUGGCGAUACCGACUGCGACAGUGGAUGCUGCCACUCAUCCGAUGGGAGACUCCGUAUCUGGCUUACCUGCAGGAGACGAUGCGCACCCCGUGGCUCGAUAGUUAUUUUGCGAUUACGGCGAACCUCGGCACCCAUACCUUCUUCAUGAUCGGCUUGCCCAUGCUCUUUUGGUGCGGCUACGCCUCCUUCGGCAAAGGUGUUAUCCACAUUCUUGCCGAGGGCGUCUUCUUCACUGGCUUCAUCAAGGACUUCUUCUCCCUCCCACGGCCGCUUUCCCCGCCGUUACAGCGAAUCACCAUGUCCGGUUCUGCCGCGUUGGAAUAUGGCUUUCCGUCAACCCAUAGCGCCAAUGCCGUGUCAGUAGCCGUCUAUGGCGUCUUACUCCUGCGCAGCCCCGACAACACCAUGGCAGAAUCGACCAAGACUCUCCUUGAGGGGCUGUCAUACUUUUAUGCCAUCUCUAUCAUCUUUGGCCGUUUGUACUGCGGCAUGCACGGCUUCAUUGACGUCGUCGUCGGGUCGAUUCUAGGCGCCGUUAUCUCGCUCGCCGAGUUUCACUACGGCCCUCCUUUGGAUGCGUACAUGCACAGCAGCUCGUGGUGGGCACCCGUUAUCGCCGCUCUCGUGGUCAUUGUACUCGUCAGGAUCCAUCCAGAGCCUGCGGAUGACUGCCCUUGCUUCGAUGACAGCGUUGCUUUUGCCGGCGUUGUGAUUGGUCUGGAAAUCGGAACAUGGAUGUACGGGCGGACCUCGAUCGAUUCCUUUGGAGGAUCCGCCCACAGCGUCAAGUCCAUUGAUCUCGGCGCUCUUGGGUGGCACGUUGUCCUGGCCCGUGUCGUAUUCGGCAUCUUCGUCAUCUUCGUGUGGCGAGAGGUCAUGAAGCCGACCAUGCUCAAGAUUUUGCCGCAUCUUUUCCGUCUCUUGGAGAAGGUCGAGUGGAAUCUCCCCCGACGUUUCUUCACCCCGGCGUCCAAAUACAAGGUUAUUGACCCUGGCUCGAGGAUGGAUAACCUCAUCCCCUCGGUCAGAGACUUCCCCCGCGUGGUUCAGUCCAUCCGUCAUCCGACGACGCGUGGCCGUUCAGUAUCGAUCGGGCCUCAGAGUGCCGCCGAUGCGUAUGAGACGCUGGCAUACCGCGAGCGCCGGCGGCGGGAGAGCAUUGGCAGCAACGGCAGUAUCAAGAGCAAGGGUAGCAUGCACGAGCUUCGGGAAAAGAGCGGCGAUUGGGAAGGGAAGGGGGCGACAUCCGGUUUACAGGGUCAUCACGUUAACUCGCUGCACGAUUUUGAGCGCAUGAUGGGCACUGGCAGCGUCCUGUCGAGCCCGAGUGAGGAGAAGGGUGAACUGGACUUGACUGUAGGCCAGCAAGACGAAAUCAGUGAGAAGGAGAUGUUCCUGCGACUAAUUCGACCUCGCGUGCGUUACGACGUCGAGGUGGUUACCAAGCUGGUUGUCUAUACAGGCGAGUCUUGUAUCGCAUGGCUGGGCGUCGGCCUGAUCCCCAUGAUGUUCGAGCUGGUUGGCCUUGGAUCCAACCACCUUCGCACUGCCUAA
Messenger RNA from Colletotrichum graminicola M1.001, 1758 nucleotides. Its product is annotated as PAP2 superfamily protein. Gene Ontology annotation, cellular component: endoplasmic reticulum membrane. Gene Ontology annotation, molecular function: sphingosine-1-phosphate phosphatase activity. Lineage: Eukaryota; Fungi; Ascomycota; Sordariomycetes; Glomerellales; Glomerellaceae. Bases 1 to 1758 code for a protein of 585 amino acids. The record is from RefSeq and is a predicted model, not a curated record. The transcript has 4 exons.